Molecule: messenger RNA, 446 nt
Organism: Penaeus indicus
Lineage: Eukaryota; Metazoa; Arthropoda; Malacostraca; Decapoda; Penaeidae
Product: glutathione S-transferase-like
Exons: 3
Coding region: 114-446 (110 amino acids)
Biological process (GO): glutathione metabolic process
Molecular function (GO): glutathione transferase activity
Source: RefSeq, a predicted model, not a curated record
UCUUCCUCUCGCUCGCGUAACACGUCGUUCUCAGUGCCUCUCGCGCCUUCCUGUCUUCACUUCUCUUUUGAAAUUACUUCUGUCGUCUGUCAGGCCACGCCCCCAGGAGAGAGAUGCCACAGUACAAGUUGGUCUACUUCAACCUGCGCGGCCGCGGCGAGCCCAUCCGCUGGGUGCUGGCGGCCGCGGAUCUUCCCUACGAGGACGUGCGUUAUUCCAGGGAGACGGAAUGGCCCUUCAAGAAGCCUGAGACGCCCUACGGCAAGGUGCCCGUGCUCUACGUGGACGACAGGCCCCUGAGUCAGAGCGUGGCCAUCUGCCGGUACCUGGGGCGGACGCACGGCAUGGCGGUGGACGACCCGUGGGAGGCGGCGAAGGGGGACGAGGUCGUGGACGCCGUGCACGACCUGCUGCCGCACGCCGCGCAGAUGGUCUAUGCCAGGUAG